Messenger RNA from Branchiostoma floridae (Florida lancelet), 2413 nucleotides. Its product is annotated as tripartite motif-containing protein 2-like. Bases 361 to 2169 code for a protein of 602 amino acids. Gene Ontology annotation, molecular function: protein binding; zinc ion binding; translation repressor activity. Gene Ontology annotation, biological process: proteasome-mediated ubiquitin-dependent protein catabolic process; protein polyubiquitination; negative regulation of translation. The record is from RefSeq and is a predicted model, not a curated record. The transcript has 2 exons. NCBI's taxonomy places the organism in Eukaryota, Metazoa, Chordata, Leptocardii, Amphioxiformes, Branchiostomatidae.
GUUCAUUCUUUUAGACCUGUGCUGACCCCUAACUUCAAGUGGUGAGUCCCUAAAUUGACGUCAUGCAGAAGCCAAGAUGGCGGUAUAUUUGAGCUGCGACAAGUUUUGCUCAGAUUUCCAUUGGUGCCCACAUGUACAGGCUUGUGUGCCCGCAAGACAAAGCAACAGCCAAUAGCGAAGACAAAAAACAAGCGUGCAAAAGUCAUUCACGUUUAACGGUUGCCCCAGGUUACGUGACAUCAACCUUCUGAAACUACUUCCAAGAACUAUCGCAAUCAAGUUUCACAUCGGUAACGCGUUGAAGAGUUUGACACAGUACAAGACGUUACCGGAUUCUUUUGAAAAAAUUCUGAUAAAGCCAUGGCGAGCAACAUUAAAAAGUCCGCUGACUUUGACGAGCAGAACCUGGAGGCAUCUGAUUCUGAAGGUGGCAGCUUUCAGCCCAAAGCCUUCUGCCCAAAGCACGAAGACCAAAUCUUAACUUUCUACUGUGAUCCUUGUCAGACUUUGGUCUGUGUCUCCUGUACGGUUGUCGAGCACCGACCAGGCGAUAAGCACAAUCCUGUAGAAAUCAGCUCCAUCGCUGUGAAAAAGAAAGAAGAACUACAAAAACAAAAAGCAAAAGUCAAACCGCGAGAAAAAUUUGUUCGGGCUGCACUGAAUGAAGUCAAGAUGGGAUUAUCUGAGUUGUCAACAUCGGCAGACACAGCGAUUGAACAGGCCACAGCAUAUUUUGAUCAUCUGAUGGCCAUGCUUCAAGACAGAAAAGAAGAAGUCAUCACAGAAAUUGACUCACGCCGCAAGGAGGCUGGAAAAUGCAUGGAAACCCAGAUAGAAGUGAUAGAGUUUGAAUUGGCAGGAUUGAAAAGCGCGGCUGAGUUCUGUAAACAAUCCUUGGAACACGGCAGUGACGUGCACGUCAUCGAAGCCGAGGGUCAAGCUCGACAGAGGGUGGAAGAGCUGCUGGCAAUGCCAACCGACCUGACAGCCAGACCGAGUCAAGUUGUGUUCUCGGAGGGGAUGGCUGUGGCGGACUUCAGAGAUGAUGUGGCCAGGGCAGGGUGUGUACAAGUACAACACACAGGGAGAGUUGAUGCAUCCAAAUGUGUAGUUAAAAGAAAACCAGCCGUUGUUGCGUUUUCAAGCAUCGCUCUACUCUAUACGAUUGGGAAAAACGGGCAUCGUUGUUCUGUCGAUAAAGAUGAUGUCACAGCCACCCUGACGGACCCCUUGGGCCAAGCGAUACCAACACAGCUACAGGAGACAGGCAUGGGAUUGUGGGAAAUCUCCUACACACCUGAGGUCACAGGAAACCAUAAGUUAGAGGUCAAGAUCAAUGGCCGGUCUUUGACAAUGUACCCGUAUGACGUCAGAGUGCAGAGUAGUCACGCCCCAGUUGUAACCAUUGGAACAUGGGGGCUUUGCAAUCCAACAGAUAUAGCAGUGAGCAUCAAUGGUGAAAUUGCAGUGGUGGAGGCAGGGUUGCGACGAAUUAAGACAUUCAACACAAAUGGUGAUUCUUGUCGGUGUUUCCUAGUAGAUGGUAAGUGCCCAUGGGGUAUUGAUAUUGACUCCAAUAGACAGUUUGUUGUGACAUUCCUUAGCACUGGCCAAGCGAUCAGGGUAUACUCACAUGAUACAAUACUUUUCAAGACCUUAAGACUUGACUGUUUACGGAAUCCGACUGGAGUUGCAGUUCUGAAGGACGGCCGCAUGGUGGUGGCGGACAAGCAGCAGAAGUCAUGUCUCCUCCUGAAGCCUGAUGGGAGCUUCAUCCGGGAGAUUGGCAAGGGGCAGUUACAGUACCCAUGGUUCAUAGCAGUGGAUGAGUCACGUGAUCGGUUCUAUGUAACCGAUUGCCGGGCUCAUAAAGUGUUUGUGUUUGACCUUGAGGGAAAGCUGAAGUUCAGUUUUGGUAAACAGGGUCAGAAUGAGGGAGAGCUCGAAUGCCCAACAGGGAUAAGAGUAGAUCCGGCAGGUAACAUCAUUGUAAUAAACCGUGAUAACGGCCAUCUGCAGGUAUUUGACCCUGACGGCAUGUACCAGAGAACUGUGGCCACAGUGAAGAGAGGAUGCCACCAGGGAAUUGCGCUGACACCUGAUGGAUACCUAGCUGUUGUGUGUUCUCAUCGCCAAUGGGGCUGUAUCGAAUUGUAUAGGUACAAGUAGCUUUACGUAUGUGAUCUUGUUCAUGCUAUAAGCUAUCAACUAAGUACUACAUCAUAAGAAUUUUGCCACAUUGUACCUCAGAGUCUACUAUAGGCACUGAGCUUUAGUAAGCAAUGUUAACUUCCAGCAAGAAUAAGAAAUGUUCAAAAGCCUUUGUAGUUUUUGCGAAUAAGUCUUUCAGUUUUAUGAUGUUUCCAAUGUUACAACACAGAAUAUGGAGUAAUAAACAAGUAGACAAUGAGCU